ACAGCUGUGAGCCGACUGUCUGAGUCGCUUGGCGACCGCUGACUUGUUUAAUCGGUGUCACGAGUGUGUUUCCUAAGCCAUUUAAAUAAUAAAAAAAAAAAAACUUUAUACUCUGCGCGCGUUCGAAAUUAAAAUAUUGUCAAAUCUCGGCGACAUUUUAUUCGUAUUGUUCAAGUGUCAAAAUUUGUAAAUAAAUGUGUUUUGAUAAAUCGCGUGUUAUCGUUUUAUUUGCGGAACAUUAUUUUUAUUAAAGUUAUACAAUAACAAUACAGUAAAGUUUUUCAUAGGUGUGUUGAUAUUAUAAUAGAGGAGAGUCAUGGAAAAAACUGGAGGCUCGCGGUUACUGCAAAUGCAGGCGCGGUUCCAGCAGAAGCAGUUACAAGAGAAGGAGUUGAAGAUCGCAUCGCUAUACGAGGCGCAGCAGGCCAGAGCCCUGGAUAGAGUCAGACAUUCCCCCAGUAACGGCAAUGUCACAACCCCAAGCCCACCCAUGCCGCAUCAACCCGGAAAGGUGCGUCAAAUGUUCGAAGAGCGUCGUACAAAAGCAGGCAUCGACAAGAGCUACCCGCUUCAACCGAUACAAAACACGGAGCGGGCACAGCCCAGGAAGGCUCUGCCAAAUGGCUACACUAAAGUUAGCAACACUACGACGAAGGCCACGCUGGAAAAAAAGACGUCAAUUCGAGCCCAGAAUACUGUUAGCUCACACAGCGUCAGGAAACAAAUAACCCAGGUACACAAAGUGAACAGCAUUGUAAAUGGAUCGGGCGAUCUCAACCACAACCACGAACUGGAUCUCAAUGCUGUCAAAACAUUGUCAAAAAGCAACGGCAGAGAGAUCAGUUCGGUGGACGAGCUAGAUCGCGUGGACAAUAACUACAUGUUGGAGAACGAGACGUUUCCAGAGGCCCUGGCGCCCGUCACGCCGCGCUCUCCGGAGCCGGAGGAGCUUAAGAGACUGGUUAAACGAAAUCCCCCGCCACAACCUAUACCUACGACCAAGGCUACAAAACCCGUAGCAAAACCAGCAGUGCCAAAGAAAGUAUCCAAUGAAAAUGUGGUGGCGGAGAACACCAGUAAACCCCGAGGGGUCAUGCAGCGAGUAAACCCUGUGCCAAGAAGAACGCCCGUGAGUCCACAAGCGUCCAGCGGCCCGAAGGUGCGCACGGGGUCCGGGGCCCGCGCCGGCGCGGCGGGUGCGGCGGGGGCGCGGGGGUCGGGAGGCGCGGGGGGCGCGGCGGGUGCGGCGGGGGACGCGUGCGCGGUGUGCGGGCGCCGCUUCGCGCCCGACCGGCUCGCCAAGCACCAGGAGAUCUGCCGCAAGACGCACGCGAAGCGACGCAAGCCGUUCGACGUGAUCAAGCACCGUCUCGCGGGCACAGAAGCCGAGCCGUUUAUUGGCAAGCUACGCAAGGGCGCCAGCACAUCGUCGAGCAAAGUGAGCAAGUCACUCAACAACAACUGGCGGCAGAAGCACGAAGAGUUCAUACAGGCGAUACGCGCCGCCAAACAGGUGCAGGCGCAUCUCAACGCUGGUGGUAAGCUAAGCGAUCUCCCCCCACCACCUCCCUCUGAAAACCCGGACUACGUACAGUGUCCGCAUUGCAACCGCCGCUUCAACCAAGCGGCCGCCGAGCGACAUAUACCCAAAUGUGCCAGCUUUCAGUUUAACAAGCCCAAACCAGCUGCUAAGCGUAGAUAACCGACUGGACAACAGGCGAAUUCACGACAACCGACCAGUACAUGUGACACGGCAUCAACAGUACAUGUGACGCGGCAUACAGAGCACGGCAACGACAUUACUUGUCACACGGCAUACAGUACAUGUAACACUGCAUACAUUACUUGUGAUACGGCAUACAGUACUUGUAACACGGGGAACAGUGCAUGUGAUACGAUAAGAAUAUAUACUGUGAUACCUUGUGGCGGUUAUGCAAUAAACCAAAGUUUGGUCAAAAGUUAGUUGUCGAAUCCGAGUUAAAUUCUUUAGUAGAUAUAAAUUUAAAAAAUUAAUUCUGUGACAUUAAACUUUGAUCGAUUUAAAAAGUUUAUGUGUAUUAAAUAAUUGAUAGCAUUUAUAACGAAACCUUUAUAUUAUUAACUAUCAAUAUAAUUAGCUACACAUAUAUUAACUUUGCAAAGUUUUAAAACAAAUUUAACAGUGAAUAAAGACGUGUCAAAAAGUAAUUUUAAUAUAGUUACUUAGAUUUUUUUUUUUUCAAUUUGUCAUUGUUACUUUUAAUCGUAGAAUGUUAACGGGACUAAGCAUUUUCUAUAGUAUUUAGAAAAAUGAGAUAUAUUAUUUAUUUGGGUCCAAUUUGCGUAAAGAAUACAACGAAUGUGUGUAGGUAUUUAUAUACUUCAUAUAGGUAUUGUGAUAAUAGAUCGCUCAUGAAGUGAUGUAACGCGUUCAAAAUUGAUAUUUUAGAAAAUUAUUGACAUAAUGACGAAAAUUGGUUAUGUCUGACAUAAUAAUAACCUUUGAAAAAUCGAUUCCAUUUAUAUACCUGGAGCUGAUGAUACACGUUAUUUUCACGAUUGCUCUAUUCUACUUGGUGAAAUCUUUUUAUGAUAUAAUUAGUCCGAAUCCACAUUAAAAUGAAGAAAGUGAAAGUUAAGGAUAGUAAAAAUUUCGAGUGCGGCACUUGCUUUCAAAACUUCAUACAACGCUUACUGUUGGCAAUCGUACUCUAUUAUAUUAUAUGGAUGUCGAUUGUUUUCCUGUAUUACGUUGCGUGCGUUUUUCGAGACUUGCUCGAUUGUACGAUAUGCAAAAAGUAAACCUGGUCAUUUAACCUAUCUCAUUAUGUAAUAAAGGUUGUAACACAUUUUAUGCUGUGAUUGAAUCUCUAUCCCAGAUUUCUAACAUCUAAUAGCUACAUUUUCAAAAAAUAAAUAAGGCUGUCGAGUCAAAUAACCCGUUUUAUACUCUAUCAAAUUGUAACAUAAUAUGCAAAUAAUAGCAAAGAACAGAUAACGCUUUGUUUUAUUUUUAGCUAGAUUAAGCGGACAUUCCGACUGUAAUGAUUCCACAACAUGGAUAAUCCGACAAUAGAAAUGAAUUUAGGACAUAGUUUUGUUAAUUCAACAUUUUAUUCGAUUACAUUUUAAAGUUUAAGGAUGAUUGUACAAGAUACGCUUUUAAAAAUGUUAACUAUGCGAAUAUUAAUUUUUUUUAAAUAUAUGGAUU
Messenger RNA from Zerene cesonia (dogface butterfly), 3190 nucleotides. Its product is annotated as zinc finger C2HC domain-containing protein 1C. Bases 317 to 1702 code for a protein of 461 amino acids. Lineage: Eukaryota; Metazoa; Arthropoda; Insecta; Lepidoptera; Pieridae. The transcript has 11 exons. The record is from RefSeq and is a predicted model, not a curated record.